Paramecium pentaurelia is the source of this 1391-nucleotide messenger RNA. Lineage: Eukaryota; Ciliophora; Oligohymenophorea; Peniculida; Parameciidae. The record is from the annotation of a GenBank genome assembly.
AUGGGAAAUUAUUGUCAUUCAGAAGAGACUCCUAAAUCUGAAAAACCCACUCUUAGGGACUCAAAUAAAGGAAAACUUGUUUUUCAGAAUUUAAUUUUGACUAAUACAUAAUUUAUAGAAUAAUGUAAGGACUCGUAUUUCAUAUAAUUCCACAAAGUAUAUUCAUAAGUCUUAAUUAGAAUAUUGUUGAAAAAGACAUAGAGUCAUUAUCAAAAUUUAUGAAUUAAAAAAUGCUAGAUUCUUCUAUAAAAGGAUCCUAUCCAACAGAAGAAGAAAAAUAAAUAAUUUCGAAGAAUAUUUCUAAAGAUAUUCAACAAAGAGAAAAACAUCUUUAUAAUUAACUCAUCUUUCAUUAUAAUUAAUUCCUUAAUGAACUUUUCGAAUUAGAUUAGAAUUUGUAAUUAAUUACUAAAUCAAAUUAUAAUGCAGGAGAUGUUAGAGUAAACGCUCAAUUAAUUAGAAAUACAUUCGUCAAGCGUAGUUUGUCAGAUAAUCAUAGAUUUUAAGAGCAAUUAUUAUUAGAUGAAAAUAUUCCACAUAAUACAUAUAUCGAUUAAAAUUUAAGCCGAUAAUUUCGAGAAAACAAACAAUUGGCAAAUUUAUUUUUGGAUCAACUAAGUUGUAUCUUUAAAUUAUGCUAUUUAAUACUUGAAUAUGUCUAUUCAAACUAUAUCUUAUCAAUAUUUGGAACAUCUAUUGAUUCAUUCACAGAUCGUUACCUAUUGAUAUCAAAAAUAUAUUAAAAAAAUAUCAUCGAAUUAAAUCCAGACAUUUAAAAAUUGAUUACUGCAGCAAUUUAAGCUAAAUAUGAGAAAAAAUCCUCUUUAAUUAAGUCUGAACAUAUGUCUCCAGCAAUUUUAUAACCUCAAUUAAUUCCUCAAACAGUUGAUAGUAUUAUAAGUCAUGAAUCUGAAAUAUAAUUGUUAGAUUCUAUUGAGAAAAACUUAAAAUAUUAACAAUAAGAUUAGCAAAUAUAAAAUACUUAACAAAAUUUUUAUUACUCUUAAACCUUCUCUACAAUUGACAAGAUUAUCAAUUGUAAAAUGCCUUGGUUAAAGUUUAAGUUAAUAGGAAAGUUGGAUUAAUAAAUUGUUGAUAUUUUCUUAUAAUAUCGAUCAUAAAGUUAAAUAGCUCAUUUUAUAGAUGUAAUUAAACCUGAAGAUUCAAAAGUUGAAGUCUUACUUUAUAUCUUGUAGAGGUAUAUGUCAUCAAGAAAGAAUUUGAAUUUGCCUUUAUGCUACUAUGAAUUAAGAUGGAUGUAGGAGGAUGACAAUGUUUUACAUAAAAAAGUCAAAACUAUAACUAGUCCUUACUUCAGUAGAUUUUUAUCCUUAUAUGAAAUUUCUUUUAAAAAUUAUCAAAGAAAAUAAGCGCAACUUUUAUAUAAUUGA